Molecule: messenger RNA, 1674 nt
Organism: Mercurialis annua (annual mercury)
Lineage: Eukaryota; Viridiplantae; Streptophyta; Magnoliopsida; Malpighiales; Euphorbiaceae
Product: E3 ubiquitin-protein ligase RDUF2-like
Exons: 1
Coding region: 138-1205 (355 amino acids)
Biological process (GO): protein ubiquitination
Cellular component (GO): cytoplasm
Molecular function (GO): ubiquitin protein ligase activity
Source: RefSeq, a predicted model, not a curated record
ACAAAUUAGAACGCACGCUUAACAAAUGAGUCGAUUCAAUCGUAAGCGCUGUCCUCCAUUUUAACACCUCCCGCAAAUAUAUACUUUUCUCACUUGUUCUUACAUCUUUAUUUUAAUUCAGUUCAACCUCAUCUUAAAUGGCUGCUGCUUCACUUGAAUCGCCGCCCUCCUCAUCCUUCUGGUGCUACACAUGCAAUCAUCUCUUCACGCUCCGCCUUCUAAAUCCACCACUCUCUUGCCCCGAUUGCGCCGCUGGAUUUAUCGAACAAAUCACCACUCCGACCAACACUUCCGUUCAAUCCACUUCUCCAACACUACCUCGCCGCACCAACAACCGACGUAGUACUACCACACCCGAUCGCUCCCCUUUUAAUCCCGUCAUCGUCCUCCGCGGACCUCCAGACGGAGGCGCCGCUGCAAACGACGCAACCUCCAGUAAUUUCGAGCUUUAUUACGACGACGGUUCCGGAUCCGGCAUCCGUCCUUUACCGUCGAGUAUGUCGGAGUUUUUGAUGGGGUCUGGGUUUGACCGCCUUGUUGAUCAGUUGACUCAACUGGAAAGCACCGGACUAAGCCGAUUCGAACAGCCGCCGGCUUCCAAAGCGGCAAUUGAGUCUAUGCCUGUGGUUAAAAUUAUGUCUAAUCAUGUUUGUAUUGAAUCUCAUUGUGCAGUUUGUAAAGAGGCGUUUGAGAUUGAUACCGAGGCGCGUGAAUUGCCGUGUAAGCAUAUUUAUCACACUGAUUGCAUCGUUCCGUGGCUCUCAUUGCGUAAUUCGUGUCCGGUUUGUAGACAUGAGUUAGCCACGGAUGCGCAGAGUGGGGGGGAUUCGCAGGAAUCGAAUGAGGAGAGUGUGGGGCUGACUAUUUGGAGACUGCCAGGUGGAGGGUUUGCUGUUGGGAGGUUCAGUGGAGGGAGGAGAGCAGCAGAGAGGCAGUUUCCGGUUGUGUUUACCGAGGUUGAUGGCGGGUUUAAUAAUAAUACUGGUGGGGUGCCUCGGAGGAUUUCGUGGGUACCUAGUGGAAGGAGACCGAGACAGAGAGGGUUUGGUCGUGCUUUUAGAAGUUUGUUUUCCUUUCUAGGAAGGAUUGGAAGGAGGGUUGAUGAUGAAUCGGGUUUAAGUCGAAGAAGUAGAGCAAAUUCUAUGGCGGAUAGGUCUUCGAGGAGGGAUAAUUCGAAUUGGAUUAUGCAUGGUUACAGACGGUAAACUGAAUUGGUCGAUUAUAAUGUCUUUAGGUUGGCUAUUUAAUUACUGAUAUCACUCAUUGUUCGUCAUAAGAAAAGGGAUUAUAUGUUUAAUGUACUAUGAUUAAGUCUAUGUAAAUAACAAGAAGCAAGGAAGAUAUUGGGAAUUACCAAGGUUAAAAUAUGUCAAGAACAGAAGUUUUGUAUUGUUAGGAGAUUAGUUUUUUUAUUCAUAGCAAAAGAUGGAAAGAGGAAGAUGAAGAAAGAAAGCUCCCCAGUUAAUAUGGGCCAUUUUAAAAGUUAAUGAGGUACAAAUCCUUGUUUGUAAUUGUGCCUCUUAUGUGUUUAAAGCCGGUUAAGUUUUCUGCUAACUGUUUUUGCAAAAAUGUUUAAUGCAUACCGUUUUACUCACUUGUAGCUUGUUGUCUGUAGUGUUGCUAUGUUUAAAUGUAUUUUAUAUAUAAAGAUUGAGUAAUAUUAUUCAUUUGACA